AAACAAUUAACAGCUGUCAUGUGUACACAAAAUUAUAACUGUUGUUUAUAACUAUAAAAAUUACAUAAGAAAAUUUAAAAUUCAGUCUGGUAAUUUGUAAUAACUAAAAUAUAAAAUAUGCAUUUUUCAAAGAGAUUUAAGAGAGCCUGGAUGAAAAGUAACCAAAGGAUGCACGACAUGCUUUUGGCAAGGCCAAGAACGAGAUAUCUACAACGGUGGCCAGAUCCUGCGCUUGAGAGGACGCUGCCAGCUGAAAUUCCAGCGGCUGCCAUGCGAGCGAAACCGACCGCCAGAACCUUAGAACUUGCUAAGCCGAAAACAACAUUCCCAUCGAUGCCACCAAAGGAGGUCCCGACCAUUGUAGAGCCGUGGGUGUUGAAGUACGAACCGACUCAGAGGAUCAUGGAGUUGGCCAGACCUGCGCGUAAGGGCAAGCGUAGCAAAGAAUUUAAAGCAAAAACCUCGAGGACGAAAAGGAAGCAAUACAGCCAAGAAAGAUUAUUGACAUUGGCUAAAAGAAAGCCUUCCCACCAUCCUCCUGCAAUAAAGAAGAAACCUGCAAAGCCGCUGAAUGAACUCUUGCCUCGGAUAAAGAUCCUCAGCGAACUGCCCAGGAGAUACCAGUCGCCAGAUCUGCCAAAGAUACCAGUUGUUCGAAAGUUAAGGUUAGACCCGAAAAGCUUCGAGCCUUCAGAGAGGACAAAGAAUCUUGCGCAGCCCCGAGAGUACAAUGAGUUCAAGCUGGACGAGGAUUAUGACCCUUACCUCAUCAACCCGGCGGCCCUCACCUAUGUCGCGACCGACAACAUAAAGAAGUUGGCAGAGCCACGUCAUAAGGAGGAAAAGAGAAUUAAGAAGUAAACACCUACGUGCUUGGGAUGGACUGGACAACGAUAUGAACUUCCAAAUUCUAUAUCGCUAAUUCUCUAACGGUGUUUAGCAAUAGGCUUAGAAGUGUUUCAGAGUAUGUAGCAUUGUUAAAAUGACUAAAAAUAUACUUGCACAAUUGGGGGUUUUA
Homalodisca vitripennis (glassy-winged sharpshooter) is the source of this 1018-nucleotide messenger RNA. RefSeq names its product testicular haploid expressed gene protein-like. The transcript has 7 exons. The coding region runs from base 118 to 861 and encodes 247 amino acids. NCBI's taxonomy places the organism in Eukaryota, Metazoa, Arthropoda, Insecta, Hemiptera, Cicadellidae. The record is from RefSeq and is a predicted model, not a curated record.